GUUCAAGUGAGGUCCAGAUUGUUUCUGUGACAGCCCCCCCUGUGUUUUGUGACCCGGAAACAGCUGUUGAGGAGGUAUGAAACUUCCAUUUCUUCAAAAUGAAAAUAAUAUCAAUGUUGAUAAUUAAGUCAGCUGUGCACAUUGUAACACAUAAUUUCUCUGUGUUUUUAAAGAUUUAGCAAAGGUCUAGUGGUAAAAUUGUGACAGUAUGUUGUGACUAGACUCUUAUUGAUGCUGAUGCUGGCACAUCUACUACUAUUUAAUUAAAUUACUUGUCAUUAAAUCCUUAAUUGUGUACAUAUGAUUAGUGAGGAUAAAUUCAGUUUGGUAUAAAAGCACAAAUAAUGUAAAAUUUUAGGCCAGCCUGGGGUGCUAUGGCAAUGGUUAUAUACUUAAUAAGAUAAUCCAUUGUAUUAUGCUGUUCUAUAUUCCUAUUAACCUUUUCUAUCUCCAUCAGAAGGUUCUGUGUCCUAUAUGUUUCAUAGAAUUCACACCACAGUUUCUCGAGGUCCAUGCUAGCUCUUGUGGAGAAAGGUAUCUAGUGUACUUUUGUGCAAUUUUAAAGUACGUUCCCUAAAGUGCUUGUUUUUUCUGUUAGUAGUAGUGCACGCAUCUCUUCUAAUUUUGUAGAGAAAAAGAUGACCUUAUGAUGGCUGAGAGAAGUGACAUGAGCCAGGACAAUGAAGGAGAGCAGAUCAAAAGUGUUGAUGACAUUUUGGACACCAUUUCUCGAAGAGUUGACCAUGAAAAGCAGUUCCACAUACAAAUCUCAAGAACAAACAUUCUGGAGAGAGGACUUCUGCAGUGGCAACGGCAAAAAAAAAAUCUGCCGACUGCUGCUCUUAAAGUGACUUUUUUUGGGGAGGCAGGAGUGGACACGGGUGCUCUUAGAAAAGAAUUUCUCACAGAAAUGGUGGCAGGAAUUGAGGAUCGUUUCUUUGAGGGAACACAAAAUAAGAAGAGCCCACGAUACUCUCUGACCGACUUUGACAAUGGCAUGUACAGGACAGUUGGUGAAAUUUUGGCUGUUAGUUUGGCACAAGGUGGCCCGGCCCCUACCUUUUUCAGCCCGUGGAGUUACUAUUACCUUUGUAAUGGGCAGAUAAACCCGACGACCCUCAACAGUGAUGCAGUUGCAGAUGUUCACUUGCGAGGGCUAAUUGACCAGGUGGAGAAGUCGACUGAGCAUUCAAUUGAAGACCUAUCUGAUGAAAUCUUAAACUGUGGAUAUACAGGCACCAUCUCCAUUCAAAACAAGGAGUUAAUCAUUCGUGCCGUUAUACUCCACGCAGUGCUGAGGUUGCAGCCUAUGCUAGUAAAAGUAAAGGUCAGUGCAGAGUUUGUCAUGGCAUCCAUUUGUCCUCAACUUAGUGAUAAAGGGAGUACGAGACAUCAGAUUGAGCUGGAGCUUAUCAACUUUCUUCAAGACUUCCUUUAUGAAGCUGAAGUUGAAGAUCAGGGGCAUGGAGAGGAAAAAGAGGGACCACACUCCAUUACACCUGCCAGGUUUGCAGUGGGUUACAGGUCAAGGUCACAUCCCCCUUCUUCCUUCAGAGAAGGACUUUGCUGUAACUGUCAAAUUUAACCAUGACUGCAAUGCAGACUUUGGAAUUCAUAACAUCUGUUACCCUGUUGUGUCAGCAUGUGCCAAAAGAAUUGUGCUACCUGUUAGACACAUUAAGUCCUAUGACCAAUUCAAAAGCAUUCUACUGGAGGCUUUUUAUCUAGGCCAAGAAUUUAACAUUGUGUAAUCAAAUUAGGGCUGGGCAAUAUGGCCCCAAAAUAAUAUCACGAUAUUUCAUUGUAUUUUUGUGAUAACGAUACUCUUGGUGAUAUGACAAAACAUUGAAUUAAACAAAAUAUAUAUUUCAAGAAUACAGUACUGCAACAAAAUGAAUAUAUUCGGAAACAAAAUUAUCCAGAAUGUCUAGUUACCAAUAAUGCACUCCAUAUAUCCAGGAUUGAAGUAAAAAUUUUUACUGGACAGAUAUAAUCUGACUCUAGUAGAUAUAGAAUGGGAAAUGAGGACAGUGUGAAUUUUACUUUUGAUACAAACAGUAAAAAAAGUAGUUCCCUGGAU
This is a messenger RNA of Astyanax mexicanus (Mexican tetra), 2080 nucleotides long. RefSeq names its product G2/M phase-specific E3 ubiquitin-protein ligase-like. Bases 647 to 1585 code for a protein of 312 amino acids. Lineage: Eukaryota; Metazoa; Chordata; Actinopteri; Characiformes; Acestrorhamphidae. The transcript is spliced from 8 exons. The record is from RefSeq and is a predicted model, not a curated record. Gene Ontology annotation, molecular function: ubiquitin-protein transferase activity.